AUGUCGUCUCGGAAGCUGUUCACUCUUGAAUGGUCGAUGGCCCAAGCCCUGUUGAGUUCUGUCACUGGCACUCCGCUAUGUUCGUCGAGUUCGUUUACAUUCCCGGAGUUGAAGGGCGCCGAGCUGGUCGGUAUCAGUGCGAACGCUGUCCACAACUACACAGCACGUUCGGUUCUUCCAGGCUCUCUCGACGCUGAAUCAUAUACCAUCAAUUUCUGCAAUACCACGGUGACGUAUACCCAUCCCGGCUGGAACGAUUCCGUCAACGUGGAGGUGUGGCUGCCGCUGGAGCCUACGGACUGGAAUGGGCGGCUCGAGGCCCUGGGAGGAGGGGGGUACAGUGCCGGGUUUGGCUCGCUGUAUCUGACGCAGGCGGUGGCGGAUGGGUAUGUGGCCAUCGAUACAGACGCAGGUCAUGAGCCAGGGACUUCGGCUGCUCAACAACCGGGGGACUGGGUGCUUACGAGCCCCGGGAACGUCGAUUGGCAUCUUGUGGAGGAUUUUGGCUCAAGAUCGCUGUAUGAUAUGACGAUCAUUGGGAAGGCCAUCACCGAGGCGUAUUUCGGCCGGACUCCGAGAUAUUCGUAUUUCAAUGGGUGUUCCGGGGGUGGGCGCCAGGGCCUGAUGAUCGCGCAGAGAUAUCCCGAUCUGUAUGAUGGGAUUUUGUCUCUGGCGCCGGCGAUCAAUCUCGAAAACUUCGUCCCGGCUGGAUACUGGGCGCAGCAGGUCAUGAAAGACCUUGGCGUGUAUCCGUCACCGUGCGAGAUCGAUGCCUUUACCAAGGCGGCGGUUGAGGCCUGUGAUGUGUUGGAUGGAGUAAAGGACGGGGUCAUCUCGGCACCGGACCGGUGUCAUUUUAACCCGCACAGCGUCGUGGGUCAGAGUGUGUCUUGCAAUGAUACCGCAACGCAGACUUUAUCAAGGGCAGGUGCCUAUAUUGUAGAAGCAGCCUGGGACGGCCCACGCAGCCCGACAGGCAACAUUGGCUGGUUCGGUCUGAGCAAAGACGCCUCGCUCACAGCCGCAUAUGUCGCCACCGAAUGCUCGAACGGCACAUGUUCAGCAGCAGCAACCGAGCUCCUAAGCAGCUGGUUCCCGUACUUCGUUGCGAAAGACCCCGACUUUCCGACAGCGAACAUGGCCACUGCGGGAUUCUUCGCCGCGCUCCAGCUCUCGGACCGAGAAUACGACUCCAUGCUUGCCGCUGCAAGUCCAGACCUUUCUGGGUUCCGGGACGCCGGCGGGAAAAUGAUUUCCUGGCACGGACUCGCCGACGAGGUCAUUCCUCCUAACGGGUCCAUUGCAUACUACCAGCAAGUGCUGGAGCUUGAUCCUUCGGCGGAUGAGUUCUACCGGUUGUUCGAGGCCCCGGGAGUCGGACACUGCCAGGGUGGCUUGGGACCAUAUCCCAGUGACACGUUCAAGGAACUGAUUGCCUGGGUUGAGGACGGUGUCGUCCCGGAAACUUUGAAUGCCAGCAGCGCCGAUGGAACGGUCAGGCCUCUCUGUCCAUAUCCUUCCCAACAGACAUACGUGGGUGGAGAUCCCUCGAAAGCUAGCUCCUUCGCGUGUAUGCCUCGUGAGGUCCCAGAUGGAGGUCUGCUUGCAGAUAUCUGUCGGUUUUUUCGCCCGUCGUAA
Messenger RNA from Aspergillus melleus, 1638 nucleotides. RefSeq lists its product as uncharacterized. The transcript has a single exon. The record is from RefSeq and is a predicted model, not a curated record. NCBI's taxonomy places the organism in Eukaryota, Fungi, Ascomycota, Eurotiomycetes, Eurotiales, Aspergillaceae. The coding region runs from base 1 to 1638 and encodes 545 amino acids.